GCUGUGUGUUUGAAAAAAAUAUACACAGUAGUGUGUUUGCUUAUGCGACCCGGCCUGGUGUGGUGGAUUUUCCUAUAAUUCCAACACAUCACUCCCUCUGUCUCCCCUGAUUUUCCCUAACCUCCUCCACCCUUUCAUCCUUCAAACAUUUCCAAUGCCCAGAUGAGCAGUGGAGGAUUUGGAGCCGAGAAGCUGUUUGGUUGGUGUUUGAGGUUGUGGAGUUAAGAGCCAGUCAGCUGAGGCUUGUUGGUGUAAUAUGAGUUGGUGAUUUUCAGCUUUGGUCCUUUUCAUUUCUAUGAUCUUAGAAAGGUUCAUCAGUGUUCUAAUCUUUCCAGUUGAUGAUAUUCUGUUAGUUCCUGUUUCAACAUGAACAACUCAUAUGAUGAAGAUUAUGAUGAAGCAACCGUUGCGGGAUUUGAAGUUAUAAAAUCACCUGAUUCAAGUUACAAUAAUAUGUAUCCGGCGAAUGAAGAUGAGUCAUGGGAUCCACCAAUUGUCCCUCCACACCUGCAACAGACCUUACUUAGCUAUCCAGCUAGCAGAGACACUGUUGUAACUCUUCCGUCGCCACCACAUGUGACCCUCAACCAUCUUUACAUUGAGAAUCGGGAGAGCCCCCGGUCUGUGGUCGCACUUGGGUUUACUCAUCGCUUUCGUUCAAAAUUUGUUACUGUCGUGCUUUACAAACCAGUUCAAAGAAGAGGGGCUAACAGCACUUAGAACAUGCAUAUUAGGAUACACCUAUAUUAGAGUUGGUUAUGUCUAGUCCUGAUUAUGAUCCAAUUAGUGGUAUAGACCCAAAUGAAAAACUAGUGGUGAAAGGUAUUCUAUCGCCUUACAGAAACACAUGAACGUAGGCUUAUUCAACUUCAUUCUAGACUUGAAAUGGAUUAGCCUACUGGGUAGAUAUGCUAUAUUAUGAAGUUCUCAUUUAAGUAUUAAUUCAUUCAACUAUUAUACGAAUUGGGUUGGCCGAUCCACUAGAUCGCGAUUAAAGUAGCUUAUUUUGAAAUCC
Messenger RNA from Argentina anserina (silverweed cinquefoil), 1015 nucleotides. RefSeq names its product SNF1-related protein kinase regulatory subunit beta-3. The record is from RefSeq and is a predicted model, not a curated record. The coding region runs from base 367 to 720 and encodes 117 amino acids. Gene Ontology annotation, molecular function: protein binding. Lineage: Eukaryota; Viridiplantae; Streptophyta; Magnoliopsida; Rosales; Rosaceae. The transcript has 5 exons.